AUGCCCGUAUCCGCGCCUUCGACCACGCAUUCUCCCGGCGCGCAACGCCCCUGCUACAGAGAAAUGAGAAUGGAGGCCCCUGUGGAGGUGGUGGUGCCGUCCGUUGAAGAGAAGAUGGAAGGUAUGGAGGAGCAGCAUGCCGCCGACAAGGCUGCACUUACGCCGCCGACGAGCGAGGAUAAUGAUAAGAGGGAGGUUAGGCAAUCAUCGGAGCUGUCGGAGUUGGAGAGCAGUGAUGAUGAAGGGGAAGAGAUUGAGCCGGAUCACUAUUUUGAGGGUGGGAGGAUUCCGGUGUUUAAGCCGACCAUGGACCAGUUCAGGAGCUUCAAGAAGUUUGUCGACAAGAUCGACAAGUACGGAAUGAAGUCUGGCAUAGUGAAAGUCAUACCGCCGAAGGAAUGGCGCGACUCUCUCCCCGACCUUACUGAAGCGGUCAAGACGAUCAAGGUCAAGAAUCCGAUUAUGCAGGAGUUUGCGGGUCAGCAUGGCAUUUACACCCAGGCCAAUAUUGAGAAGCAGCGGUCGUAUAAUCUGCCCGAGUGGAAGGCGCUGACCGAGGAAGCGCAUCAUCAACCUCCGGCCAAGAGGGGUGAAAGGCGUAGAGCUGCUGCCGAUCCUCCUGCGAGGACGCGAUCUACCCGCCUUGCAGCUUCCGCAAGGGCAACGGACGACAGUUCGCCGGCUCCGAGGCGCGGACGUCCUCCGAAGAGACGUGGGCAAGAGGUAGACAAGAAGGAGGAAGAAGAGGAAAGCCGUGAGGAUGACGUCGACGUUCCUCCCACGCCUAAGUCUCCUGACAAGGAGGAUGCAUCCGAGGAAAAGAGACCGAAAAGGUCGCGUGCGAAGAAAGAGGAGCAGGACGAUGCAACCUCAACGAAACCCAAAGGCCGUCAACCCAAGUCGACCGCUUCCCGUAGGAUGAACAAUCGGACCGCUUUGGCAGACUACGUCGAUGAAGCGGCCUUUGACGGCUUUGAUUACCAUCUCGAGAAUGUCGGCGAUUUCACCAUUGAGAGGUGCAAGGAGCUCGAGGAGAUCUACUGGAAGACGAUUAAUUACGGCCAGCCCAUGUAUGGAGCUGAUAUGCCGGGAUCCCUGUUCGACGACCGUACGACCAGCUGGAACGUUGCAAAACUGGAGAAUCUGCUCGAUGUGCUUGGGACCAAGGUUCCUGGUGUCAAUACUGCAUAUCUGUAUCUGGGGAUGUGGAAGGCGACGUUUGCCUGGCAUCUUGAAGAUGUGGAUCUCUACAGUAUCAACUACAUCCACUUUGGCGCUCCGAAGCAAUGGUACAGCAUAUCCCAGGAAGAUGCCAGACGGUUCGAGGCGGCUAUGAAGAGUAUCUGGCCGAAUGAUGCGAAGAACUGCUCCCAAUUUCUUCGCCACAAGACGUACCUUAUCUCCCCGGCGCAACUGGAGAAGCAGUUCAACAUCAAGGUUAACCGACUGGUUCACUACGAGGGCGAGUUUGUCAUCACAUUUCCCUACGGUUACCAUUCGGGUUACAAUCUUGGCUAUAAUUGUGCUGAGUCGGUCAAUUUCGCCAACGAAGCCUGGCUGAGUUACGGACGCAUCGCAAAGAAGUGCGAAUGCGAAUCCGACAGUGUAUGGGUCGACGUGAACGAAAUCGAACGCAAAUUGCGAGGCGAGCCGACACCAGAGUACUACGAGGAAACGGACGAUGAAGACGACGAGAUGAAUGAGCAUCUACCGAGUCCGCCACCCAGUGUCGCCGGAAAGAGCAAAGCGAAGGCGAAUCGGAAAGGCGGUAACAAGAGGAAGAGGGCUGCUGAGGAGCCGAAGGAGGCACCGAAGCCCAAGAAGGUCAAACGCAUCAGGAUCCGUAUCAAGAUCCCGGGCAGGGGCAUGCCUUGCGUGCUUUGCCCCAAUGAUGUUGACUAUGAUGAGCUUCUUCCGACCGAUAACGGCCUAAAGGCUCACCGUCUCUGCGCUGAUUAUACUCCUGAGACGUACAUCUCGUCGAAGCCCAACGAAGUCGUUUGCAAUGUCGCUAAUAUCGGGAAAGAUCGGUUGGACCUCAAGUGCAAUUACUGCAGAUCGAAGCGUGGUGCUGUCUUCCAGUGCUCGCAAAAGAAGUGCACGAGAGCGUUCCACGCGACUUGCGCAGCCCCUGCCGGUGUGCAGGUUGAUCUUGGACCUAUGCCAACGUUCGACGAGGAAGGGACGGAGUAUUUCUAUGAUGGGUACGAUUUUAGGUGUCGAUUUCAUCGUCCGAAGAAGCGGAACGUGAAGAAGGUCACCGCGGAUACUCUGGAAAGUGAUCGGUUUAUCAUGGAUUAUGCGAAGACGCUUAAACCGAAAGACGUCGUCCAGUUCCAGUAUCUUGAUGCGGAAAUGUAUCAGAUAUACGGCGGUGUGGUCAUAGAGAACAGGCCCGGGGAAGCAACACUUCUCGUCGAGGUGCUGCCUGAUGGUGACCGUGUGGAGGUGGAGUGGAAAUAUCUUCUCCAUCUGGAUCCAGCAGAAUCGGAGAGACCGAAGCCAUCCGCGAACGCGAAGCCACUUCCUGAGCACCUCAAGGAGAAUGAUUCGUCCUUGGCCAUCACUAACCGUACCGACGGUGUUCCUGAAAUGGGCGAUCCCUUCCACGACCCUAACUCCAUCGAGAAGUGGGCUGAGUUCAAUACGGCGCCAGAAGUCACGCAGAAGGUCGCGAAGACAGAUCUUUCGCAGCCUCACACGCUGUGGCACUAUCUGGGUAAGACGUCGACAGAAGCAAGGGCACAGUAUACGGACGACCUCAGGAAACCUCUGCAUAAUCCGAAGAGUAACUUCUUGGAUACCGUUAAGCCACCGCCGCCGCCGCCGAUGCCCGUCCUCCCCCGUUAUCCGUACAAUGUACCGCCGUACUCCAUCAAACCUAUGCCAGUGGCUCCGCGAACACCUGUCCAGCAGCAGUAUCGUGAUUUUGAUGAGAAGCCUUAUCAGUACAAGCCGAAAGUGGAAGUGAACACGUACCGUUCGCCAGUGUCUCACUAUAAUCCAGAUACGCGGAAGAACCCUAACUCACCAGUAGCACAUCAACCGAACGUUUCAUACGACCAUCGCCCACCAGUUCCUCAGCAGGGCCACACUCAUCACAUCCCGAAUACACAGCCGCAUCAUGCAAAUCGUCCUUCACAUACUUUCCAUCACUACCAACCUCCGCAGAAUCACUCUCACAGGUGGAAGGUGUCUCCAACACAGGCGCCACCGACUUCCGGACCCUUGCUCCAUGGGAUUGAUCAGUAUACUACGAGUCAUCAGCCGCUUCCGCCAUAUCCUUAUCAUCCUCAGGCUGGUCCCCAGUCCGCAAAGGCGUAUUCAUCCUACCCGCAGACUCAGACCUCCGGCUCUGAUCGACGGUCGUCCUUCUACGGACCGCCCAUCCAACAUCUUCCUGAAUCACAGCCUCAGAGCACUCCGCAUCGCGGAGUGCCACAUGCCCACAUUAUGAGCAAACCACCCGGAACAUCCCAUUCCAAUUCUUCAAUGUACGCCACAAGCCAUCUCUCCUCAUUUGUUUGCACUGCCCAACCUUUUUCCUCCUCUCUACCCCAAAAUGACUACCUUGCCUAUGUCACCAAAUACCCUUACCUGAAGAACGCGUUUUUGAGGAGAGCAAAGACUUACAUUUCGCCUUAUAGUCCAGACGGAGGAUUCUCGCCGGAAUGGAAAGCUAGGCUUGCGGGAACCACGGCUCAGCAUCACCCUCAGCAUCAACCUCAACCGCAUCCUCAACAUCAACCGAGACAAGCCAUCUCCAUCACCCCCAAACCUACUCCUCCCUCACUUCUACCCAAUGGGCACUCGCCACAACUCCACCCUCAGGCAACCAACUUUCACACAGGUUUAACACCACCACCACCACCACCACCACCAACAUCAACAACGCCGUCGAAUGCGAAUCUCCCCCGCCACAGACCAACCCCGCAAUUCCAAUCUGCAGACGCCUUCCAACGCGCCAUUUCCGCCACCGCCAGCGCCCCUUCGAUGCACGAAUCAAAUAUGCCCAAGUGGGAGUCUAUGAUGAGGCAACUGGCUGCGUCCCCUGCGCCAGCGCCAGCGCAAGCGCAAGCGGUAGCAGCGCCGCAAGGACCGAAUUCGCAGUUACCGGCGCUGGCGAGGAAUCCGCCGUUGAUGCCCGUGGCGAGGAUGACGGGUGCGAGGGUGGCGUGGGGUUCGGGUUCGCCCACGUUGGCGCGGAACGGAGGCAACGGAGGCUCGGCGCCGCACUCGCAGACUCAUCAAGGGACGUCCCAGGGGCAACAGCAGGCACAACCCGCUUUGAGUGAGGCUAUCGAUCCACGGCUGAUGAGCGGAAAUGUGGCCGCUCCUGGUGGUGGUGGUGGUGAGGGGUCGGGACUUGCCGGAAAUGUUGGCGUUUAG
This is a messenger RNA of Westerdykella ornata, 4389 nucleotides long. RefSeq lists its product as uncharacterized. Gene Ontology annotation, biological process: chromatin remodeling. The coding region runs from base 1 to 4389 and encodes 1462 amino acids. The record is from RefSeq and is a predicted model, not a curated record. Lineage: Eukaryota; Fungi; Ascomycota; Dothideomycetes; Pleosporales; Sporormiaceae. The transcript is spliced from 4 exons. Gene Ontology annotation, cellular component: nucleus. Gene Ontology annotation, molecular function: histone H3K36 demethylase activity; histone H3K9 demethylase activity.